This is a messenger RNA of Monosiga brevicollis MX1, 1898 nucleotides long. RefSeq lists its product as uncharacterized. The transcript is spliced from 2 exons. The record is from RefSeq and is a predicted model, not a curated record. Lineage: Eukaryota; Choanoflagellata; Craspedida; Salpingoecidae. Gene Ontology annotation, biological process: signal transduction. Bases 1 to 1785 code for a protein of 594 amino acids.
AUGGCUACCAGCCCAGCAGCCCCGCAGCAUGAAGCUGGCGGAUCCCCUCGAUUAGCCUUUGCCACGGGCACGCGCAUGGUGGUAACCGACACUUUUCAAAGCACAAAUGUCGACAAGUGCUCUUAUACCAAGGGCGACCUGUACGAGCUCGUGGAAGAUGGUGAACUGCAUGAACAAUACUGGCGCGCCCGCCCCUGUGUGCACCCACGUCCCGCCGAAAGCUCGCCAGGCAUCCCGGCAGCAGGAAAGAUCAACACUGACCACAUCGAGGUCCUCUUGGAUGCAGAAGACGUUGCUGCAUUUACUCCGCGCAUUCAGGCCUUUGCCAAUCGUUUUUUGCAGGUCACCAAGCUGUCGGAUGAGCAUGAUGGGGCUAGCCCAUCAGCGACUCUGCCGCCUGCAUCAACAUCGACACCUGCAUGUAACGGGGAGCUUGAGUGGCGGACGCUGGCCUGCCUGGUAAAGCAACCCUUUGCCCUGACCAUCCUGGCAACGAUGCAGGAUACCUUGCUGCCCCUGAUCGCUACGACCCUCAACUGGGACAAGGCCAUCCCGGAAACUGUCUUGGCGAUCCUGUGCCUGGCACGCCUGGUACGAGACAACAAUGCCGCAGCCAAGCGCCUUCUCGAGUGCUAUCCCACCGUGACCCAAGAAUGUCAGCGCUUGGCUCUUUGGCAUGACGUGGGUCCAUCCUCCGAGCUAGAUGAGGGGUACGAUAAGAUCACGCGCAAGCUAGCCACCAACUGUGCCAAGCUGCUCGACGCCCUGCUGACCACGGACAGUCACAGCGUGAUACCUGUCCAGAAUUUGCUAGACGUGGUCACACGUGUCUUGGGCCACAAGGACAACAAUAUUCACCGUCUGGGCGGCGAUGCUCUCAGCUAUCAUCUACCUGCCUACCUUGGCAUUCUCACGACCCUGGCCCAGCGUCCCGGCGACCUAGCUCACCUUCGCCAAGACUCGCGGGUGCUAGCGACCGUCAGCGCUAUCCAGCCGAGCACCGACGGUGCCAUUGCAGCUGAUUUGGCCACGGGCCUGCGCCUCCUACUUGCUGCCGGUUCAGCGGGGGUGCGUGCUGCCGGUGCCAACGACAGUGGUGGUGCUACCCCCGCUUCCUCUCAACCUACACACAUCAUGAUUUCCUACAAUUGGCGGCAUCAGCCCCUCGCCCUCAAGCUGGCUCAGACGCUGCAAGCUCACCGUUUUCGCGUCUGGAUCGAUGUGCACAAAAUGGAGGGUAAUAUCAUGUCAGAAAUGGCGUCGGCCGUCGAGAAUGCCGCUGUGGUGCUCAUGUUGUACAGCAAAGCCUAUGCCCAAAGCCGUCAUUGCAUGUUGGAGGCUCAGUAUGUCUUCCAACAGCAAAAAUCAUAUAUCCCUGUGUUUGUUGAGCCGGGGUGUGAGCGCAUCACCGGGGUUCUUGGAAUCAUGCGAGGGACACUGCUCUAUGAGGAUUUGUCCAGCCCGGAACUUGUGGACCAAGGUUUGCAGUCCAUUAUCCGACGCCUUGGUCAGCAAGGGCGUGCCAUCACAGCCACCUCGGAGCAAUCGGACACUCUGGUGACUAUUUCGGCAGUUGAUGAACCGGGGCCCGUCUCCGUGGGGCCGGGUGAAUCAAGCCCGCUUGGCGGUGAUACGACAUCGGGUGCGAGCACGGGUCAGACCGCGGCCGUGGCGCCGUCGACCUUUCUUGCCCGCCUUGCACGAUUGGAGGAGGAGGUGCGAGCACAGGCAGCGCGGUUGGACCAUUUGGAGACCCGUCAAGCUCAGUGGUGUCGCCUACUCUGAUCUUGCGCUGAUCGCAGCGACUACUUCUUCCAAGUCUUGGCUCGUUUCAGACAGAGUGCGUGUGUUCAUAAUAAAAAUUUAAUUUGAAAUUCCAUGAAUUUAUCGCGAAUUUU